This is a messenger RNA of Capsicum annuum, 1928 nucleotides long. RefSeq names its product pyridoxine/pyridoxamine 5'-phosphate oxidase 1, chloroplastic. Gene Ontology annotation, molecular function: pyridoxamine phosphate oxidase activity; FMN binding. Gene Ontology annotation, biological process: pyridoxine biosynthetic process. The record is from RefSeq and is a predicted model, not a curated record. Bases 35 to 1633 code for a protein of 532 amino acids. The transcript has 15 exons. Lineage: Eukaryota; Viridiplantae; Streptophyta; Magnoliopsida; Solanales; Solanaceae.
UGAAUAAAAUUGAUGUAGAAGCAUUCUUUAUAAAAUGCUUGCAUUGUUGCGCAAGGCCAAUAAAAUGCCAUGUCGCCUUCUCGCUCCAUUAUUACUUCCUUCUUCUUCAGCUGCUCUUUCCAUCACUAAUUUCAACGCCACUCACUCUCUCACCGCUUCACAUAAUCACCUUCAUCUUCCCAGGUUGUUGGGUUCACGACCGAAGAUUGGAUUUUGGGGUUCGUUGAGAGGAAUGGCAACGAAAAUGCCAGAGAACAUUUCAUAUCUAAACCAGAAAGAAGCUGCUGAAGUUGAUGAGAUACUUAUGGGACCUCUUGGUUUCAGUGUUGAUCAACUUAUGGAACUGGCUGGUUUGAGUGUUGCUGCUGCAAUUGCAGAGGUCUACAAAUCAAGUGAGUACAGUCGCGUUCUUACUAUUUGUGGUCCUGGCAAUAAUGGCGGUGAUGGUCUUGUAGCUGCUCGCCAUUUAUAUCACUUUGGCUAUAAACCAUUCAUAUGUUACCCUAAGCGUACUGCUAAGCCACUUUAUAGUGGCUUGGUAACUCAGCUCGAGUCGCUGUCGAUUCCUUUUUUGUCAUUGGAAGAUUUGCCAAAGGACUUUUCUGACAGCUUUGACAUUCUAGUGGAUGCAAUGUUUGGGUUCUCGUUCCAUGGUAGCCCAAGGCCACCUUUUGACGAUAUAAUUCAGAGAUUGGUGGCACUAAAGAUUAAUGGCGAUACACAUCAGAAAUCACCUGCCAUCAUCUCUAUAGAUAUUCCAUCUGGAUGGCAUGUGGAAGAAGGAGAUCUAAGUGGUGAAGGUAUUAAACCUGACAUGCUGGUUUCUCUAACUGCCCCAAAAUUGUGUGCCAAAAGGUUUUCUGGUUCGCACCACUUUUUAGGUGGCAGAUUUGUUCCACAUUCCAUAAGAAACAAAUUUAAUCUCCAAUUACCAGCAUAUCCUGGCACUUCCAUGUGUGUCAGAAUUGGAAAGCCCCCAAAAAUUGACAUAUCAUCUCUGAGGGAGAACUAUAUUUCUCCUGCGCUGCUUGAGGAGGAGGUUGCCGCUGACCCCUUUGAUCAGUUCCAAAAGUGGUUUGAUGAUGCAAUGUCGGCAGGCCUGAAGGAACCAAAUGCCAUGGCCUUGUCAACUACUGGCAAAGAUGGCAAGCCUUCAUCAAGGAUUGUAUUGCUGAAAGGGGUUGACAAAGAUGGUUUUGUCUGGUACACCAAUUAUGAAGGCAGAAAGGGUCAACAAUUAGCUGAAAAUCCUCAUGCGGCACUCCUCUUUUACUGGGAUGAUUUGAAUCGCCAGGUAAGAAUUGAAGGACCUGUGCAAAAAGUUUCUGAUGAGGAGUCUGAGCAAUAUUUUCACAGCCGUCCUCGAGGAAGUCAGAUUGGUGCUAUAGUUAGCUCGCAGAGCACAAUUAUUCCGGGAAGGCAAGUUCUCCUUGACGAAUACAAACGAUUGGAGGCAAAAUACUCUGACGGAAGUGUGAUUCCCAAACCAAAGCAUUGGGGAGGCUACCGGCUUAAACCUGAAAAGUUUGAAUUUUGGCAAGGACAGAAAUCUCGCUUACAUGACAGGUUGCGUUAUAUCCCGGAAACAGUUGAUGGAACGACAGUGUGGAGGAUUGAGCGAUUGGCUCCAUGACUACUUGUGUUGAGAGCAUCCUCAUUAUGAAGAUGCCAAUUUGUUAUGCUUCCUUCCAUUAGCCAUUCCUUUCCCUUUCUCCUCUCUCCGCCUAUUUGAUCAUGUGCGUGUAUACUGCGGAGUCGAGUCAGUCGGAGGACUUAUUGCAUGACUUGAAGCCGUCAUAUUUGUUUCUAGUUACGUUACUCCUUUGAGAUUUUGUAUGAUAAAAAGCUAGAGAACGAGCCUGUAAAAUUAUGAGAUUUUGUAUGAGAUUGGUUAAGGUUUUUAUUAUUGAACUCAUUUAAUUUUUAAA